AUGCACCUUUCCGGACCUAGUCGCAGCCCCUGGAGGGAACUGGUCCUUGUGGCCAGUCUGCUGGCCUGUGGGAUCUGCCAGGCCUCCGGCCAAAUCUCCAUCAUCUCAUCCCCAACGAUUGAGGGGUUUGAGGCCUGGCUGGAACUGCAGAAUGUCCCCGAGGGUGUGCAAGAAUACAGCUGGCACCGGGGCACAAAUGACAGUGCGGACUCGAUGAUUGUCAGCUACCGACCUCCCUCCCGGGCCUGGCAGCCUGGGCCCAUGCACAGCAGCCGGAAGAACGUGACCGAGAAAGGCCACCUGGUGAUCAAGGACUCCCUGUUAAACGACACGGGGAGCUACACCGUGCGGGUGGACCUCGGCAACGAGACCCAGAGAGCGACCGGCUGGCUGGAGGUCCAUGAGUGGGAAAACGACCCCGGCAUCUCGGCCAACACCACUUCCGUGGUGGAGUACGGGGAUCCCGUGGCCGCCUUCUGCCACACCAAUGUCACCAACGCCACCAGGAUCCAGUGGUACGUGAAUUACGUAGAGGUGUCCAGCAACGAGCGGGUGACGAUUUCGCCAGACCGCAAGACCCUCAUCCUCCGCCAGCCCAGCCGCUUUGACUUCAGCAUUGGGUGUUCCCUAACGAACGUCUUAGGAAUUCCUCAGAGAAGUUACAUCGUGCUGAAGGUGGCCUAUGGACCCGACAGCGUGCUGCUGAAGACUAAGCCCUCCAAGUUCAACAGCAUCCUACCCGCUGAGGUCGGCUCCGCGGUGCAGCUGGACUGCACCUCCAGCUCCUCGCCCAGGCCCACGUACCGCUGGAUCCACAACGGCUCCUUCCUGAGCUCGGAGGCGAGCCUCAGCUUCCCGAGUCUGACCUGGGAGCAGAUGGGCAUGUACAGGUGCAUCGUGGAGAACCCGGUGGUCCAGCUGAGGUUUUACAGGGACAUCCGGAUCCAGAGGCCCCCAGGACAAGCCGGGGUCUAUAAGUGUCCACCUCAGACCUGGAGAACAAGACCAGAUGAGCAAGGAGCAAAUGUGCUUCUAAGGUCCCCACUUUUUUGA
This is a messenger RNA of Eptesicus fuscus (big brown bat), 1053 nucleotides long. RefSeq names its product CEA cell adhesion molecule 18 (gene CEACAM18). NCBI's taxonomy places the organism in Eukaryota, Metazoa, Chordata, Mammalia, Chiroptera, Vespertilionidae. The record is from RefSeq and is a predicted model, not a curated record. The coding region runs from base 1 to 1053 and encodes 350 amino acids. The transcript has 7 exons.